UGGUGCCAUCGUAGGAUGCCCGUCCGUGAGGCUGCCGCAGUUCCCACGGUGGGCUGGGGGCCCUUGGCUCGAUCCACGUGGGCUCCCGCCGGCCUGGCCGGUUCUCCGAAGCUCCCGGGGCAGAGGCCGCCGGCGAACGCUCCUCCUCUGCGGGAGGCAGGCAAGGACUCGGGGUGGGGCUUUGCCGAGCGAGAAUCCAGAGUGCGGCCAGCCCGGGGAAGUUGCCAGGGCCGAGCACCCCGGAGAGGCGAGGCUGCCGCCCACCCGCCUCAGCCAGCAGGGGCCAUGCGAUGCUCCCUGAAACGCUCCCUCACAGCUCUGCUCGCUGCCUCCUUCCUCAUCCUCCUCUUGCUCCUCUAUGGGGACAGUCAGCAGGAACAGGAUCUCCUGGAGGUGGAGCUCAGGGGCCUGGCUCCUGACAGGAUCCUGCUGCAGCCAGAGGGAGCCCAGCGCAUCCUCAGGGACACAGCUGAGCUCUCUGCACUCCACAACGUCUCCUACCAGCUCCUCGCUGGCUCCCCGGCUCCCCGAAAAAAAUUCCUGGCAGUGGGACUGGCGUCCGUGCAGAGGCCACGUGGCUUCUACCUCCCGGCCACGCUCCAGUCCCUCUUCAGCCAGUCCACGGAGGAGGAGCUGCAGGAGAUGGUGGUGGUGGUGCACCUGGCUGACACCGAUCCUGGCUGGAACGUGCGCGUUGCCGCCACCAUCGCCCAGAAGUUCGCUCGCCACAUCCUCCUGGGCCAGCUCCUGCUGAUCCACGCUCCCCCUGAGUUCUACCCCAGCCUGGAAGGCCUGAAGAGGAACUUCAACGACGCAGAGGAGCGGGUGAGGUUCCGCUCGAAGCAGAACGUGGACUACGCCUUCCUGCUCGCCUUCGCUGCCAACCUCUCCUCCUACUACCUGAUGAUCGAGGAUGACGUGUGGAGCGCCAGGUCAUUCCUGACGGCCAUCCGCAAGGCACUGGCUUCCCAGGAGGGCUCCAACUGGGCCACCCUCGAAUUCUCCAAGCUGGGCUACAUUGGAAAGCUCUACCGCUCCAGUGACCUUCCUCGCCUGGCUUGCUUCCUCCUCCUCUUCUACCAGGAAAUGCCCUGUGACUGGCUGCUGGUCCACUUCCGCCAACUGCUCACCCAGAAGGACGUGAUCCGCUUCAAGCCAUCCCUCUUCCAGCACAUGGGCCUCUACUCCUCCUUCCAGGGCACUGUCAACCGGCUAAAGGACGAGGAUUUCCAGGCCGAUGCCUUGGAUGUCCCGGACAACCCGCCGGCAUCCCUGUACACCAGCAUGUCCAUCUUUGAGAACUAUGAGCCCCUCAAGGCCUACAGCUCGGCACAGGGCUACUUUUGGGGCAAAGACCCAGCAGCUGGCAGUACUUUCUCCAUUGUGUUCCAGCAGCCGGCUCGAGUCAGCCGUGUCCGGGUGCGCACGGGCUCCGCGGAGCGCCCGGGCGACUUCCUGCACGCAGGGCUGCUGGAGCUGGGCCAGCGCCGAGCCCGCAGCCGGGACUGCUCCUCCUACAUCCCUGUGGGCUCCUUCAAGAAGGGGAUCCUGGAGCAGCAGGGCCUGGAGAGGGUCCUGCCCGGGCCCGUGGAGUGCGUGAGGAUCCGGGUGACGCAGGACCAGAGCGAGUGGCUCAUCAUCCAGAGCAUUGAUAUCUGGACCACAGCAGGCAUUUGAGCAUAACCCCUGUGGGACGAUGUCAAAGCAGCUGGAUUUGGUUCUAAGAGAUCCUUUAUUUUUCACUUUCUCUUUUUGGAUAAGAAAUUAAGUUAUUGACUCCCACUGCCCUGUGUCUGUAGAGAUGGGAACCACUGGUGUGGGCUGUGGAUGGGUCUAGGAGCGGGGUUGUGCUCAGGAUGUGCCUGCUGGGGACUGGCCCAGUGAGCCAGAGAUGGGGCACAGGAAGGGGAAGGGGCUUGGGAGUAGUAGAAAACCUUUCCUCUUGGGGAGGAUGAUAUAUAAGGCAAAGCUAAUCAGCUAAUUAACUAACCAAGUAAUCAGGCAGCAGUAUUUUUUGCAGCCUCUCCACACUUUACCUGCUUAAGUUUUCUAAUCUUUUCCCAAAACUCUUGAUUUUUAUCUCCCUCCUCUCUGAUCCCAUUUCCUAGCUGCUCCUGGAGGGGUCAGGGGAAGGUCUAGGGCUGCUGCUCACCAAACCCCUCACCCUGCAGGCUCAGCAGGUUGGCGGCAGCCCUAGCUCCCAGUGGUGCCCAGCCAUUUCCCAGUGCCGAUGGGGAGCGACGGCCACCAGAUGGACCCAUCGGCCCGGCCCCGGCAGCGCCUCCAGCAGCGCUGCUUGGUCCCGCCCUCCGAGGGAAACAUCAGUUCCCAGCGACCUCAUCUCGUGUUCAGGCGGGAUUCACACGGAGAGGGAAGGACAGGCAAGACAGGGUUUCUACAAAGGGGAGGAAGGCCCAGAAUUGAGCACCAGGUAACAAAGAUGAGCCAAAGAAAACAUGACCUUGGUAUAAUGUGAAACUCUGGGUUCUUUUUAGCUUAGUGAGGUGCUGAAGGGUAACUGGGGUACACACAAACUCCCAAAAGCUGCUGUUUGGGUUUGGCUGGCUGGGCCAGCUUGGAGGGCUGGAUGCUCCACUAGCAGCUGCUGGCCCCAGCAUGCAGGGCAGUGACUGGCACCUCCCCCAAUCAGGCUUUUAGCAGCAAUUUCUCAGCUUCCUGCAAAGGGAAGAAUUCCAGUCUUCCCAGAUUUCCCAUGGGAUAGGCCAGAGAAGUCAAGUCACUAAGCUGUGCCAACCAGGACUCUGGUCUGCCCUGGUUCCAAGCCUGGCUCUCCUGGAGCAGGACAGUCACUGUCAGCAGGGAGCAGUGCCAGGGACCCUCCUGCAGUGCCAUAACCACAGCUCUGGCUUGAGGAGGCAUCAGAGCUCACCUGCUGGGCACUGGGAGGCAGAUGGAGAGCCCCAGACCUGGCAUGUUGAGAUUUUUCCCCUGAAGAAAAAGCCACUCAGGUAGUUGAUCUUUGUCUGCAUUUAAUACAGAUGUGCUACACCAUAAACUCCAAAUGUUUUCAGUGGGAUCAGUACGCAUGGCAGAACCACUGCUGCUUCCUCCACACAGCCCAAGUACUGCCAGAGCUCUUGGAGUGUUCUGAGUGGCACAAGUGUUCACUUCCCAGGGCCCUGACAGGUGUUUCCAGUGCUCCAGGAGAGCCUUUGCCCCAGUUCUCUUGGACAAAAAUGCUGCUGCCCACCCUGGGAAAACACCAAGGGUCACCAGUGUGGGUCCAAAUGGAGAAGUUUCACCCCAGGAGGUUUUUAUCUACUGGUAAAGCACGAAAGAUAUGUAAACCAGCUUUUUACCUGUUGGACUCUUACAGAUGUAGGUACUAACAGGUUUUGUGAUAUUCACCUGCCCAGAAGCAAGCUGCAGUCUCAGUUAUGCUGGUGUAAACCUGGACAGACUCCAGAGAUAUGGGAAUCUCUCCAUUUACAUCAGGAUAAGUGGAAGCAGCAGUGCCCACUGGCAGAAGCCCCUUCUCCUUUGUUCCUGUGCUGCACACAUGGCUCAGCACCACAAUGUCCAGGGACCAUCAGUGCACACUGGAGGAGGAGGAGGUGGUUGCUGCAUCCUGGAGAAACAUUACAUAAUUUAUCCCACAUUAAAAUUCCCCCAGUUUUUUAUCCCAGGAAGACUCAGCCAGCUCCCAGUGCUCCAUUCCCAGCCCCUGUCCCUGCUGGGGUGGGCUGAUGGAGUUGUGUGUUCAGCCGAGCUCCAUGUGGCAGCCAUAGCCCGGGGCCAGCACAGCUGGGCAGGGGAAGGACAGGGGACACUAUCAGAGAAGCCUUUGGGGCUGCUGCUCCCUCUGGAGCCGGUGAAUCAGGGAGGGUUGGAGGUUCCAUUCCAACGCUGGGCAGAGCCCACAGAGCCUAGCUCAGCAUCUUGUGCCGGUCGAACACCGUCUUCCUCUGCUCCUGCACCUGCCGCUUCCAGCGCUGCUGCGCCCCUUCCACCCGCUCCAGCACCGUGUUGGCCCUGGCAGCAGCCAGGCUGGGCACUCCGGCCAGGGAGCGAGCGUCCUGCAGGGAGAGGAGUGGGGCUGGAGAGCAGGCAGUGCUCAGCCCGAGCACAGAGGGACGAGGGACUCGGGAGAAACUGCACCUCAAAGAGCAGUUCAAGGUCUGAGCUGUUCUGAUGAAAAACCUCCUUUUCAGAGCUCCUCAACACCAGCCCCCAAGCCCUUGCUCUUGGGAAUCACCCAUGACUCCAGAUAAAAGUCCCCAGGAGAGGAACCACACAAAGCAUAGAGCUCUGCUGGAAAUCCACUCUUGGGAGUCUGCAAGGAGCCACAGUGCUGAACUGAACGACAUCCCUCCACUAAAAUCAGGCUGACAAUGCAUGAAGAUCUAUCAUGGCACAGGAACAAGGCCUAUCCCAGAGGACUUGUAUGCUGGAGUGAGAUAAACCUCACCUAACACCAGGCAUUUAUCAUGCACAUCUGGAUCUACAUCUGAAUUACUGCUGCAGAGCAGGGUGCAAACCCGUGACUGGGAUACAAUCUCCUCCUGCAGGACCUUCUUCUUGAGGAGAGAGAGAGGCAGUGGAUGGACUGUGAACACUGGAGCAGCUGCUCCUCACUUACACUGGGGUAUGAAGGAAUUGGGCCAAAUAGUUUAUACUCACAACAAAGUACAAAUAUGACAAUCCAACCCAGUGCUGCAACUGCAUGAAUUUUAUGCAGCAAGAAAUUGGUCCUCCCCCAGAACAGGUGUGUGACAAAAAGAGGGAAAGAG
Messenger RNA from Oenanthe melanoleuca, 4751 nucleotides. Its product is annotated as alpha-1,6-mannosyl-glycoprotein 4-beta-N-acetylglucosaminyltransferase-like. Gene Ontology annotation, biological process: protein N-linked glycosylation. The coding region runs from base 16 to 1677 and encodes 553 amino acids. The record is from RefSeq and is a predicted model, not a curated record. Gene Ontology annotation, molecular function: acetylglucosaminyltransferase activity. The transcript has 4 exons. NCBI's taxonomy places the organism in Eukaryota, Metazoa, Chordata, Aves, Passeriformes, Muscicapidae.